AUGGAAGAUAAUGGGUUGGCAGGAGAAAUUCGUGAAGAAAUUGGAAAACUUCAAAAGCUGAAAAAGCUGCAUCUUUAUGGAAAUAACUUCUCUGGUAACAUUCCAUAUUGUUUGGGAAAUCUUAACAUUGUUAACGCAUUUGAAUUUAUAUCGAAAUACUUAGCAGAAGGUCUGGUUGAUCUAGAUGAUCUCCGUAGGGCAAUUUCUUCUGGAAUUUCUUACGGUUGUGACUCAUCUCCCCCUAAAGAAGUUGCCACAGGAGUGAAAGAUUCUCCCCCUGAAGGACGGAUGCCCAAACCGCCUAUGCAUCAACAGGCCUUGGUGAAAAAUGCUAGUUUUAGUGAGACACUAACUAGUGGGGGUGAGAUACCAAAAGAUAGGGUCUUUAAGAGUGCGACUGCAAAUUCAGUUGCAGGAAACAACAAGUCAUAUGGUGGCAUUGGCAAGUUUCAGUUACCAGAAAGCAAGUUCAAAGGGACCAAAAGAGGGAGAUUGGCCCUUUCCAUGAAACUGAUAAUUGUCGCUUCUGGAGCACUUCGCCUGCUUUCUGGCUCUGUUUUCUCUUUCUCUUGUAGUUUUGGGUCUGUGUAUAAAGGAACUCUAAAUAGGGAUGGGAAGGUAAUUGCUGCUGAUUCCAAGAGUUUUAUAGUUGAACGUGAGGUGUGCAGAAAUGUCAAACACCAAAAAUUUGUCAAGUUCAUAACUGUCUGCUCUAGCGUGGAUUAUGAAGUAGAUGAUUGUAAGGCUUUGGUUUGGGAAUUCAUGGUUUAA
Ricinus communis (castor bean) is the source of this 771-nucleotide messenger RNA. RefSeq names its product LRR receptor-like serine/threonine-protein kinase EFR. Lineage: Eukaryota; Viridiplantae; Streptophyta; Magnoliopsida; Malpighiales; Euphorbiaceae. The record is from RefSeq and is a predicted model, not a curated record. The transcript has 5 exons. Bases 1 to 771 code for a protein of 256 amino acids.